AUGCCAAUCGUCCCGAGAGUCAAACCGAAAUCAUCCUCCUCCUCGAACGCGUCUUUCUUCUCUCGAUUGGUCUUCUUCUUCUUCUUCUCAAAAACUCAGCGCACGCAAAUCGUUUGGAAAUCUCUCGGACAAAACAGACGCCCGCUCCUUCUGAUUCUCGCUGCAUUCUUCCUUCACCGCGAAUUCCUCGCUUCGUGCGGCCCACACUCCAAAUACGGGUUCUUGGAAACGCGCGCGUGCCAUAAAAAUGCCUCGGCGAAAGAGGAUUGGAAAACGUCCAAAUUUGGUUUCGAUUUUCUUCUCAAUCGACCACAGAGAGGAGGGAAAAAAUGUUUCGUCGCGAAAGAGGACGAAAAAACGAGCGGGUUUUGUCUGUGCGAUGGGCAUAAAGUAGCCGGUUUGAGAAAUUGCGGCGACCAGGUGGAGAUUGAUUGUCAAAGCGCGUGCAGAGAAGAGAUUGUGGGAAGCAGAGGUGCGAGUAAGAAGCGUCCGCGAUGGAAAGAGUACGGCGGCGGCGCGGAUGUAAAAGAGUGUCCUUUGAAAAAAGUGUUCGAGGAGCGACCGGGUGGCUAUGAAAACGCGAUGAAGAAUACGAAGAGGAUGCACGCGAUGUUUAAAAAAGUGAUCGUGAAGACAAUGCCGAAUGGGUUUUCGUUUACGCUGCCGAGUGAUAGGAGACGAGCGAGUUUGAAGAGAGAUUUCGUGUUGGCCGGGGAACGGCUGGCGAAAGCGCAAGUGGAAGAGAUCCGCGGGAAGACGGAGGCGUACGUGAAGAGCGUCGAGGAGGAGAUUAGUGGUAUGCAAAGAAACAUCGAGGAGUAUUUUGAGAAUCAACGAGGUAUUGUCAUCGUCGGUGGGUCAAAGUAUAGCAUCAAGACGUCGUAUUGGAUAGCCAUACACGCCGUGCGGCGCGCCAAGUCACGAUUACCAAUCGAAUUGUGGUUCCCGGCGAACGAGUUACCUUCCUGCGAAGAUGUCGAAGAUUUAAGGGAUUUAGGCGUUAUCGUUCGCUCGUUUAGCGAGCUCGGGGACGCGUUAAACUUUGCGAGUAAAGGAAAACGCAAACCGAGUCGAUUCGCGUAUAAGCUUUUAGCGCUAACGUUUUCGUCGUUCAAAGAAGCGUUGAGCGUUGACGCGGAUAAUUUGGUGUUAAGAGAUCCAGAGACGAAACUAUUCAACAGUGAGGAGUAUAAAAGAACCGGGGCGGUGUUGUGGCGAGACUUCUGGAGAGAUUCGAGCGCGCCGGAUGCGCGAUUGGCCCUUUUUGGAGACGAAAAUGCGCCUUCGUGGCCAAAGUUUACGCACGAGAGCGGCCAAAUGCUCGUCGAUAAGAGUAAACAUUGUAACGCGUUGUUUUUAGCGUUAUAUUUUAACGCGUUCGAUCAUAUCUUCUACCCUUUGUUCGGUGGGUUCAUGGGUAUCGGUGAUAAAGAGGUAUUCGCCGUAGCCAUGCGCUACUUCAAAGACGACUUCACCAUCGUGCCACACGACCCGGACCACGUGGGCAUUCGAGACGGUUCGAACGGAAACAUCUUCGGAAAUACAAUGUUGCAUCGCGACUUAAACGGUGACCCGUUGUUUUUACACGCGAAUAAAGGGAAAAUGACCAACCAUGUUCCAGAUUUCGCCGAUUUUUCCUCGACGAAGUACAUCCGAAGGUGGGAAGAGAGCGCCUUUCUCGGCUCCAAAGUCGUUCGCGUGAUCAACGAAGCCACGGGAGAGCACGAUUUUGAGCAAUGGAUAUUUGAUUUAGUUUCCAAGAACAAGUUUAAGUUUGGUGACGCGAGCGAUGCGUAUUACGACGUUUUGAGCGAAGAAAGCGGUCGCGGCAGUUUGUUGGAUGGGAUGUAUUUGAACGAUUACCUGCAAAAUCCAGGCGUUAUGUUCUUACACAGUAACUUGCAUUCGUAA
Molecule: messenger RNA, 1911 nt
Organism: Bathycoccus prasinos
Lineage: Eukaryota; Viridiplantae; Chlorophyta; Mamiellophyceae; Mamiellales; Bathycoccaceae
Exons: 1
Coding region: 1-1911 (636 amino acids)
Biological process (GO): mannan biosynthetic process
Cellular component (GO): Golgi apparatus
Molecular function (GO): alpha-1,2-mannosyltransferase activity
Source: RefSeq, a predicted model, not a curated record